Henningerozyma blattae CBS 6284 is the source of this 4428-nucleotide messenger RNA. RefSeq names its product putative acid anhydride hydrolase (gene YPK9). The record is from RefSeq and is a predicted model, not a curated record. Gene Ontology annotation, biological process: intracellular calcium ion homeostasis. NCBI's taxonomy places the organism in Eukaryota, Fungi, Ascomycota, Saccharomycetes, Saccharomycetales, Saccharomycetaceae. The transcript has a single exon. Gene Ontology annotation, molecular function: ATP binding; ATP hydrolysis activity; P-type ion transporter activity. Gene Ontology annotation, cellular component: membrane. Bases 1 to 4428 code for a protein of 1475 amino acids.
AUGACUAGAUACAAUAGCUAUGACCCCAGGAAUUCUGAUGGUACCAAUGGCAUUGCUGUCCCUACCAAUGGAAGACCAAGAAAUUCAUUUUCUUCGAUGCAUACAAAUUCUACUGCAGUGACACUGACCUCAAGUACUGUUGUUGAUCAGAAUCAAAUAGAAUUAUAUUCAGGUGCUACUUUUGAAACCGUUCCCACAUCAAUUGUUUCAUUUCAUCACCCGCAUUCUUUUCAAUCCAAUCUUAUGACUGAUGGUAUGUCCGAUUCAUCUUCAAGAAUUGAACAGAGAGGCAGGCAAGGGGCUAUUGCAACAAGCCCUUUAAUGAAUAGCAGAUCAGGGAGUGAAUCUCGUGUUCCUAAUUUUAGAUUUUUCACUGAAGAACAGAUAACUUCGGCGGAGGGAUCCUCAACCUUAGAACCUGCAGAUUAUAAUGUUGAAUGGAAUUCUAUCCCUGAAUAUGAAAAUAAUCGUCUUCGUGGGUCAAAUAUUGGAUCAAGGAUUGUAUCUAGGAGAUCAUCCAUGCAAAGUAAUAUAUCAGGAGGCUAUGGCGCUUUAAAGUCGAGAUCACGCUCAAUGUCAAGAGUGCGCUCAUUUCAAAAUAACCAGAAUCAAUAUACGCCAGAACCGGUCUCUGAUUUAUACCCAACAAGGAGUCACUCAUCUGAUUUAUCCUCUAAAUAUAAUGAUCGAAAUAGGGUUCCGUUGGCAAUUGCAAAUGAAGCAAUAAAUCUUUUUGGUGAGCAAACAUCUCAGCACUCUAUCUUAGAUAAUUCCAAUGACGAACUUUUAGAGGAAGCUGAUAAUAAUGGCUCUAAAUCUGUCGAUUCAAAUACCGUUAAAAAGACAGCGUUUUUAACUGAAUACCUUAAAGCAAACCAUUAUGAAAAAUUCUAUCCUAACUACCAAGCCACAUUAAAAUUUCAAAGAUUUUAUCUUGCUGAAGAAGAUCUUCUAAUUGGUAUAGCGGGCUAUCAAACCUCAAAACUAAAAUUGUUUUUAUACCAUACUCUCUGUUUUAUCUCUUGUGGGCUGUUUUAUAUACUACUAAGGUGGAUGCCAAAAUAUAAGAUAAAAUUAACAGGGAAAGCUGUACCUUUGGGGAAAGCAGAAUGGGUUGCUGUAGAAAACGAGCUUGGAGAAUUAUCCAUCAUAGAUGUUGAAAGAAAAUGGUACAAUCGUCUAUUAAGCACUAUAUUACCAAUUACAUAUGAUGAAACUACAAUGAAUAACAAUGAGCAAAGGUCUGUACACCAUCAUGAAGAGACCCCUGAAAAUCCAAAUAUACCAAUUAUUAUUUCCUUCCAAUAUCGAUACAUUAAUUUUAUUUUUUCCCCUUUGGAAGAUAUAUUCAAAGUAAAUUCUAAUUGGGCAGACCCUCAGUGGUCAAACCUGCAAGAUACAGUUAAUGGGCUUACAACUGCAACCCAAGAAGAUAGAUUAAUAGCAUUUGGGAAAAAUUCUAUAGACUUAAAGAUGAAAACAACUUCAGAAGUAUUGUUUCAAGAAGUUCUACAUCCCUUCUAUGUAUUUCAAAUAUUUUCCAUCAUUCUUUGGUCACUUGAUGAAUAUUAUUAUUAUGCAGGUUGUAUUUUUUUAAUCUCAGUUCUUUCUAUUUUGGACAGUCUACUCGAAACUAAGAAAACAUCCCAGCGUUUAUCAGAAAUAGCACAUUUUCAAUGUGAGGUUCGUGUUUUUAGAGAUGGGUUCUGGACUCAUAUUAACGCAUCUGAACUAGUCCCAGGUGAUGUUUAUGAAAUUUCUGACCCCAAGCUUGCUAUAUUCCCUUGUGAUUCUGUCAUUUUAAAUGGAACGUGUAUUGUAAAUGAAUCAAUAUUAACAGGUGAAUCUGUUCCCAUUUCUAAAAUUCCAAUAAAUGAAGAAACAAUAAAAGACUUGCUGAAUGAUUUACGUAGUACUCAAAUUUCUAAUUUGGUAUCGAAGUCAUUUUUAUUUAAUGGGACAAAGCUAAUCCGAACGUCAAUCCCACAUAAUCAGAAUGCAGCAUUAGCCAUGGUAGUUCGUACUGGGUUCUCAACAAUUAAAGGUUCUCUAGUUAGAUCUAUGGUAUUCCCUAAGCCAGUGGGAUUUAAAUUCUACGAAGAUUCUUUUAAAUACAUUGGCUAUAUGUCUCUAAUCGCAAUGGUAGGACUGAUAAUCAGUUGUGCUCAAUUUAUGAGACUUGGCCUGGAUCAUCGAACUAUGAUAUUAAGAUGUUUAGAUAUUAUUACUAUUGUAGUUCCUCCUGCUCUGCCUGCUACUCUAACAAUCGGUACUAAUUUUGCAAUUUCAAGAUUUAAGAAGAAAAAAAUAUUUUGUAUAUCUCCAACUAGGGUAAACGUUGGAGGCAAAAUUGAUGCAAUGUGUUUUGAUAAGACUGGGACCUUAACAGAAGAUGGCCUUGAUAUUCUAGGUGUACAUAUAACCAAGACUGGUCCACAUAAACUAAUUAAAUUUAGUAACCUUAUUAAGGAUGUUCACAAAAUUUUUCCAAAAUUUUCCCUUAAUGACUGUACUUCCAUAGACGAUGUUAAAUCUCGUAAUUUUUUAGUAUCUAUCCUAACUUGCCAUUCUUUAAGAUUAGUUGAUGGGGCUUUAUUGGGGGACCCACUUGAUUUUAAGAUGUUUGAAUUUACUGGUUGGUCCUUUGAAGAAGAGUUUCAAACAAAGAAAUUUACUUCUAUGUAUGAAGGUAGACAUGAGGGAAUUAUAUUUCCAGAAAAUACAGAAAUCAUACCAGCCAUUGUUUAUCCCAAUAAAGAUGACUCUGCAAAUCAAUUUAUUGAAAAUGAUCCUCAUAACUAUUUAGGUAUUAUUAAAACAUUUGAAUUUUUAUCAGAACUGAGAUAUAUGAGCGUUAUCGUAAAGCCAAGCUGUUCAGAUUCUUAUUGGGCAUUUACUAAAGGUGCACCAGAGGUCAUGUAUGAUAUUUGUGAUAGAAGUACAAUACCAACGGAUUAUGAAGAUAUGCUACAAUUGUAUACACAUAAUGGAUAUAGAGUGAUUGCAUGUGCUGGCAAAAGGUUACAAAAAAAUACUUGGUUAUAUACUCAAAAAGUUAAGCGAGAGGAGGUCGAAUCAAACUUGGAAUUUUUAGGGUUUAUUGUAUUUGAGAAUAAAUUGAAGGAAGCUUCCAAGCCAACACUGAAUGAGUUGCAUCGUGCAAAUAUUCGAACUAUAAUGUGCACAGGGGAUAAUAUUCUUACUGCAAUAUCUGUCGGUAAGGAAUCUGAAUUAAUCCAAGAGAAAAAUGUUUACAUACCAAGUAUAUUUGAAGAUAAUUUUAUUACAAACCAAUAUCCAAUAAAGUGGGCUGAGAUUGAUGAUCCUGAUAAUAUCUUAGAUAGUAAAACGUUAAAGCCAAUAAAUGGUGAUCAAGAUUAUACCUUGGCUGCAUCGGGUGAUAUUUUCAGGAUAAUUUUUGGUAAUGAGAGAGAUAUCCAAUUUUCGGAUGAUUAUAAGAAUUCCAUACUUUUGAAUUGUUCAGUUUAUGCUAGAAUGUCGCCGGAUGAGAAACAUGAGUUAAUGAUUCAAUUGCAAAAAAUUGACUACACUAUUGGAUUUUGUGGUGAUGGUGCUAAUGACUGUGGUGCUUUAAAGUCUGCUGAUGUGGGUAUUUCUUUAUCAGAAGCAGAAGCUUCUGUUGCAGCUCCUUUUACAUCUCAAAUAUUUGAUAUCAGCUGUGUUUUAGAUGUAAUUAAAGAAGGCAGAGCUUCAUUAGUUACAUCAUUUGCAUGCUUUCAGUAUAUGACAUUAUAUUCGGCUAUCCAAUUUAUUACCAUUACAAUUUUAUAUGGUCGGGGUUCUAAUUUGGGAGAUUUCCAAUUUUUAUAUAUUGAUUUAUUACUAAUUAUUCCAAUUGCUAUUUUCAUGUCAUGGUCCAAACCAUUUCAUAAAAUUGUUAAGAAGAGGCCAUCAGCAAAUUUGGUUUCUUUAAAGAUAUUAGUACCACUUUUAGUAAGUAUCAUUAUCAUUUUAAUUUUCCAAAUCAUUCCUUGGUUAAUUGUUCAACAUUUAGAUUGGUAUAUUAAACCAAUUGUUGCAGGUGAUAAUGCCGUGCAAUCUUCUGAUAACACCAUACUUUUUUUCAUUUCUAAUUUUCAAUAUAUUCUAAUCGCAAUAAUAUUGACCAUUGGUCCACCUUAUAGAGAAAAAAUAUCAAAGAAUAUGGGAUUUAUCAUCGAUAUUAGUCUAUCAUUGUUAAUAAGUUUAUCACUAAUGUACAUUAAUCCCGAUAAUAUCUUGGGAAGUUUAUUGCAAUUAACAAAGAUCAGUGGAACUUUUAAAGUUUUUAUUUUACUUUGGGUUUUUUUCAAUUACUGGGCACUAGAUAUAAUUCCAAAAUUCAUUAAACCUUUAUUUAAAAAGAAGAAAAGUAGUAAAUUAUAUAAAAACUUGCUUCGUUUGGAACACGAGAGUUAUGUUGUUUAA